AUGGUCGAUCAAAACGCUUCACAGGGGCAAAGUUUUGGCGUGGCUCUUCCGGAUCAAGUAGAGAGGAUAUCCUGUUUCUUUGACGCACAUCUUGAGAUAUGGGAGCUUUACACGGCCCGCAUCGCCUUGGAACGCGAGUUUGCAUCCAAGCUUCAGGUUUUGGCUCGUAAAGCAUUGGAGAAGAAAGCUAAAGCGUUGUCGGUUUACGUCUUUGGAAGCGAUCCCACCAAAUCAUGGGAUACCAAUAUGCUCAAACAAUGCACCCUAGAAAACGCUUAUGAGGGACUCAUAAUGUCCUUAAGUACCACUGCUCAAGAUCAUAUUAACUUUGCGGACGGGAUGACAUCCCAGACAGUUGAAAUCUUAAGAAUUCUUGAGAAGAGAAACAAAGAAUCAAAGAAAAAAGAGAUGGCAUUUUUCCAAAAGUUGCUUUCUGAUUGGGAUCGUGUUUAUGCCGACCGCAUUAAGUACAACAAAGAUUGCGCUGAAGUUGAAUCAUUCCAACAGAAGCAGGGGCAUGCAAGCGAUGAUAAACACACCAAACGUGCAGUGAGGCAAGCCGAACAGCAACAAAACAAUAUGUUGAACUCUAAGAAUCGACAUUUUGGACAUUCAAGCUCUUACUUGAUUUCGAUUGCCAUUGCUAAUCAAGCAAAGGGAAAAUUUUACAAUGAAGACGUGCCUACUUUUGAGAAUAUGGAUAUACUAUGGUUCAAUUUGGAAGAUUACUACUCCAGGCUAACUUCCGCAAUCAAAAUCAGGAGCUUCCGCUGUCUCAUAGAACAUUUUGUCAAGAUUGUCGUUCAUUGUCAAAAUUUGCAAUUGACGCAUCUUGACACACUCAAAUCGCAAAUCACUGAUACACUUGCCAAAUUUGAACAAGUUGACAUUGUCAAGGAUCAGGAUCUUUUUAUUGACCAUAACAGAAGGGUGUUCAUUGCGCCUGAAGAUUGGACUUUUGAACCCUGUUCUGUGCACUAUGACACAGAUGCAAUGAGUACAGAACCGGCGCCGAAGGUCUUCAUCCAGAAUAAAUUGAGAUGUACCCAGGAAAAAUUGGAGGAACUCACACCCUUGACGGAGUCUAAGUGUAUGGAAAAAGACAUAAUUAUGAUUACUGCGCACUGA
Messenger RNA from Psilocybe cubensis, 1128 nucleotides. RefSeq lists its product as uncharacterized. Gene Ontology annotation, biological process: regulation of actin filament polymerization. Bases 1 to 1128 code for a protein of 375 amino acids. The transcript is spliced from 10 exons. The record is from RefSeq and is a predicted model, not a curated record. Lineage: Eukaryota; Fungi; Basidiomycota; Agaricomycetes; Agaricales; Agrocybaceae.